Molecule: messenger RNA, 2035 nt
Organism: Pseudo-nitzschia multistriata
Lineage: Eukaryota; Bacillariophyta; Bacillariophyceae; Bacillariales; Bacillariaceae
Source: the annotation of a GenBank genome assembly
CGAAAUCAUCUACGAGAGCAGCAUUAUUUGGUAGGAGGCAGCAAAGGGUGUUCGCGGCGGCAAUACUCAUCAUGUUUUCUGCGCUGACGACGGCAACGAUGACGAAACGAGGGCUCGGACUCGUAGUAACCGUAUCCGCGGCAAGAGAGGGGCGACGGACCACCUACGGAUCGGCGAGGCGUUUCGGAUCACGAACGCAUGCAUUCAUAGCGACAGGAACCAGAGCAAGAACGCCGUCGAAAGAAACCCCGUCGUUUUCGUCCAGGCCCUUCCAACCGCACGCGCGACAAAGGCCGUUUUCGUCGCAAUCGGUUGUUGCUUCCGAGGGUGGCGGGAACGACGACGGAUUCUUUGCCGAUCCCGAGGUGACCUUCGAAUCGCUAGGGGUCCGGUCUCCCGUCUUGCUGGAGCGCCUCGAAUCUCUCGGCCUGGCGCAGCCGACGCAGAUACAGGCCAAGACCUAUUCCAAAAUCCUCGAACGGAACGAAGACUCCGCGCUGUGGGCCAACGACGUCACGAUCGGCGCCGAAACCGGGAGCGGCAAGACCCUGGCCUACCUGCUGCCCCUGCUGGACGAGAUCCUAGAGGAAAAGUCGCGGGGCAGCGGCGGCCUCCCCUCGUACGAUUACGCCCGGGCCAUCGUCCUGGUCCCCAACAAGGAGCUCGUCCAGCAGGUCCUGCGCAUGGCGGUCCCCCUGUGCGGGGGGAGCAUCGAGGAGGCGGUGGUCUGGGCCCAGGGGGGUCCCGGCCUCAUGCAGCAGCUCGGUCCCCUGGCGGCCUCGSYCACCAAGGGCGCCACCGAUCCCUCGGAGAUUGUCCGCCUGGCGGUCAUGCCGGGCGCCCUCAAGGAGCCAAUGGACUUCAAACCCUUUCGGGAUUCGAUCGGCUUUGGCGGGGACAACCCGCCCGUGGACAUUGUGGUGAGCACGCCCGCGGCGCUGGGCCCGCUGGGACUCCCCCCCAAGUUCAUCGAUCUCUUUGCGGACGUCAAGACGCUGGUGGUGGACGAGGCCGACAUGCUCCUCGACGGGGGAUACAUCCGGGCGCUGGAAAACGUCCUGAUCGGCUUUCGCCGGGCCGACAGGCUGGUCGAUCCCAGCGCGGAUCCCAGCGAUCCGGGCACCAUCCGAAAGACCCAGCACAUCUUUUGCGCGGCCACCCUUCCGGACGUCGGGCUCAAGAGCGUCAACGCCUACCUGGARCGAAGGUUCCCGUACGCCAACCGCAUCGAAACGGGCAACAUGCACAACGCCAARCACUACGGCCUGUCCAAGGCCACCAAGUGGUACCAGGUCGAGACCAAGAAGGAACGAAUGGAACGCCUGGCCGAGUUGCUGGUGACCGAGCGCGACGAGAACAACGAGGACGGGCUSAAGGGAGAAAAGACCAUGGUCUUUCUGAACAGCGUCGACGACGUGGAGGGGGUCCACCAGGCCCUGGUCCAGCGCGGCGUCGACGCGGUGUCCUACCACGCCAAGAUUUCACUGAACGAGCGAUCGGAGAACCUGGACCGCUUCCGGAGGUUUUCCAGCGAAAACGAGAAGGACAACGACGGCGACGCGGUGCCGGUGCUGGUGUGCACCGACCUGGCGAGCCGCGGGCUGGACGUCCCGGGGGUCACCGCCGUCGUCCAGCUGCAGUUCUCCGGAAACGUCGUCUCCCACCUGCACCGGAUGGGGCGCUGCGGCCGUGCCGGCCAGCGGACCGGCCGGGGCAUCGUCUUUUACGACGAGCAGGAAGCCGAGCUGGUGGACGUCGUCCGGGAGGCCGAGCACCAGCAGGAGCGGAUGAAGCUGGAGGGACAGGAGGUCGACGACCGGCUCGGAGAGGGCGGCGRCAGCGAGGAGGCCGCGGCGCGAAAGGGCAAGGUCCAAAAGGCCUUUUCGAGAAAGCGCGGGUUUACCAAGAAGCGCAAGAAGCUGAGGCGCGAGGAGUCGGAGUCCUACUAGCCGGGACCAGCAGAGCAGCGCACCGCCUUGGWCCGUGCCGUAGCAUCACUCUCUAUCUAACUAGUAGGCUCAAACGAACAAGUAGA